AUGAUACUGCCAAAUGUUCUAGCAACAUUGCUACAGCUACAAAACCGAAAUGACAUGGGAAAACUUGGCUCUUUGGUUCCAGUUCUUGGUUUUAUUUUGGGAACCAUUCUCUACCUCCAUAAACCCCAGCAGUACAACUUCCUACAAACCAUUAUUUCCAUUGAAAUGUACAGGUCGGGUUGCAGUCAAAAGCUUUUCCGAUGGUUCCAAAAGUUAGGUUGGAGCAAAGGAGUGAAAGGAACACGAAUAGCAGCUGAUAAAAUAUGCAGCGAAUUCGAUCAGAAAAUUGUGUCAUGGAAGAAUGAAAUACAGGUGGAGCUUGGAAUGCCUGAACCUCCUCAGCAACCAUUGAACGUGGACUUUGAAAGUUCAGAUACAGAUAGCUCACAUAACUCCCUAGCUUCCUCUGGUUCUGAGAUUACAAACCAAGAUUCCUCUGAUGUAGACUUCAGUAGUGAAGAUGAAAGUGAUAUAGUACCCCUACCAUUUGAUGAUUCCCUCCUUGAUGAACCUGAGGCGGAUGAACAAAAUCCAGGGUAUUCUGUUUGCUGGGACAAUGUUCAGAAGCUGAGUAUGACUCGCCACCACCUCCGGCAGGAAAAUAAGAUGAUGUUGUGGGCCUUGUGCUUCGCUGCUAAAAACCGUAUAUCCUUUCGUGACUUAGAUACAGUAGAUAAUACAUUCUCUGUAACAGAUAUAGGACUGCAGAACUACCUACCCUCUGAUACAGACUGGAGAAUACUGAGGAGUAGAAUGGAGCAUCUUGUACAGAAAAUAGUCCAGGUUUACUUUCCCCAGUUCAGUGAAAUGGAUGUUAAAGAUACUCCUCAUCAGUACACACAGCAGUCUCAAAAAAAGUCUGAAAUAGUGAAUCUGGGAGUUCUUCAGGAGAAUCCAUCUACUGCCCGUGGAGUACUGGAGAUUCUCAAGUACUUACACAAGUAUGUGCCAAUUGGACAAGACAGAAAUCCUUACCAAAUUCUUUGCCAUGGUGAUCAGCUGAGUGUGGAAAGGAUGGUUGAGGCAAAAUUAUCUAUGGCCUUCAGUGAGGAUGCAGAAGAUCAACUCACUGGUCUUGUCCCGCGUCCUCAGGGGUUUCACAAAAGGUGCAUCAUCCUGCAGGAUUCCAUGAACAUGCUCUUCAGUGGCAGCACUGUGGGUGACAAGGGUUCGUUAUGCCAUAUAAAAAACAAGUUCACCUUUCGAAGUGUUAAGAAAAAAAUAUCUGAUUGUGUAAAUUCAGUAGUGGACUUUUUCAAUUUUGUGACUGAAGGUUGUGUGUGCUUGAUAAUUUGCAAGCUACUAAAUAUCAAGAACAUUGAUGAGUUGUCAAAUCUUGUACCUGAUGAUGACAAAGAGAGGCAGGAUAUGUUUGUAGAUCUGUGCAAGCAGGUGGUUCAGCUAUCUUGGCCCCUGAUAGACACACAGUCAAUCCAGGAAGUAGUAGUCGGUGAAGCAGCAGAGGAUGUCCAGUACCACGACGAUACAAUCAUCUACUGGGACAACACUCAGAUAUUGGAGGAUACGCUGCCAUAUCAUGAGGACUCUGACAAUGACUUUGUUGAUGAACCUGUCGCAGCACACCAGGAAAGUGGAGACUCAGUCUAUCAGUACAGCCGUAGCAUGUUGUGGCGCGGACUUCUCCAUAUGGCCCAGACACAUGCAGAACGCACCAACAAUGGAGACCAUAUCAUUUCAGAUUGGAGAAUGGACAUGGUGCAAUUCUGGAAUCAUAACCACAACAAAUACUUGAUUUUAGGUCAUCGCCUCCUUGGAGGUGUCAGUGGGUGUUUACCUCCCAGAUUAAGAAAUGAAGUCAUCUGGAAUAGCACUGCCAAUCUGACUGGAAAACCUGGACACAAUAUAGCCCUGGAUCUUGUGAAUGAAUUCCUGAAUAAUGAAUUCAAAUCAAACCUGAAGAAUUCUCAUGGGCAAUACACAGAUGCACAGGUGUCAAGAUGCAGCCAUCUAGUAGGGAGUGUUGGCAAGUCUAUUGAAGACAUUUUCCAAUCUGAUAUAAUUCAGGAUUAUAUCCCCAAGGCAACGACAACAGAUGGUUCCUCUAGACCUAAAAUUAAGAAAUUUAUUGAUGAGUACAGUGGAGAGAAUUUGUUUGAAGAUGAUGGUGAAAGACAUCACACAGGAUUUGAAAAUUUUGAGCACAAAGUAGGGGUGAACAAUCCAGAAAAGUUAAAAGCGAGGCUGCAAAAAUAUGGAAAAAGUAUGGAAAAUGAGGAAUACAUAUUCAAAAACAUAUGAUUUUGAGAUCAAACACAGUCAAUAUGCAGGUGGGGUUAAUUAAAUAUAUACAUUGUACGUACAUGUACAAAUCUUAUGUUCUUGAACAAGGACAGCAGCUACGACAAAUGUGACAGCAUUGGCAUCUUGGACAUCCACACUCAUCACAUUUCAGUUGACACUCACUUGCAACAGGUACAGACUGUGCCGAACUGUAUCCAAUGAAGUGAUGGAGGAUAGAUUUCCUAAAACAAGUCACCUCGGAUUUGUCCAGAGAUCUACACAAUUCCUUCAUGUCGUCAGAUGCUUGAAGUAUGGACCCAGGGGUUAAAAAGUAUAGUGCCUUUGCACUACGUCCAUCUCGCCCUGCUCUUCCAACCUCCUGCCAAUAAUCCAUUAUGGAGUCACAGGCUCCCCAGUGGAUCACAGUAUCAAUAUCAGAGAUAUUGAUACCCAUUCCAAAGGCUAUAGUACAUAUGACCAGUCGAAUAACACUACCUGACUUUGAAAUUUCCUGAUGAAUGUAGUCUAAGUCUUUGUUGGCCAUUCCUGCAUGGUACAAAGCAACAUGGCUGUUGUGGUGAAGCUUAAUGUGGUUUAAGUAUGCAUGUUCUCUAAGGUACCCCAAAAUAUCUCUAUACAGCUGACCACCUCGACCCAAGCUCCUGCAUUGAACAUACAUGUGAUGAUUCAUUACAAUUUACAAAGUAGGCAUUGUAUAUGAUUUUGUUUCAUUCAAAAUUUGUGAAGAGUAAAAGUGAGACAGUGAAGAAAUAUAUAGAGGUAGAUGAAAUGGUAAGAAAGAAAAUGAUAGGACAAUAGCUGGAUCCCUGAUCAAAGUCAUAUUUAAUUAUUUACUUUUACUUUCAAAUAUUGAAAUUGUAGUUACAUAAUGUUCAACUUGCAAAAUGACUUAUUAAGUAACACCUUUUUUUGUGAUGACAUUUUUUUCAUAUACUGGGCUGGACUGAUGCAGUGUUAUGAAAAUAAUGCACAUAUUGCUAUGAAUCUAUUACCUGACAUAAAGCAGUGUUUUCC
This is a messenger RNA of Ostrea edulis (European flat oyster), 3276 nucleotides long. RefSeq lists its product as uncharacterized. The record is from RefSeq and is a predicted model, not a curated record. NCBI's taxonomy places the organism in Eukaryota, Metazoa, Mollusca, Bivalvia, Ostreida, Ostreidae. The transcript is spliced from 10 exons. The coding region runs from base 1 to 2259 and encodes 752 amino acids.